Messenger RNA from Setaria italica (foxtail millet), 1020 nucleotides. RefSeq names its product actin-related protein 6-like. Gene Ontology annotation, cellular component: Swr1 complex. Bases 1 to 1020 code for a protein of 339 amino acids. Gene Ontology annotation, molecular function: nucleosome binding. The record is from RefSeq and is a predicted model, not a curated record. Lineage: Eukaryota; Viridiplantae; Streptophyta; Magnoliopsida; Poales; Poaceae. The transcript is spliced from 3 exons.
AUGGCGAUGCUUGUGUUUUGGUUGAUCAAGGAGGAAAUUGCUGUCAGACAACAAGCAGUUGGUGGACCGACCGUGUUAGGACCCCUCCUAAAUUUGAAUGGAUCUCUUGGUGAUUCCUCUACCUCAAAAGAGGCUGGACUAGGAGACAGGAGAGGGAUAUACAAUGGCAGCUGGAUCAGGCGUGUGGUGGUGAUAGACGACGGGGGCGGCCUUCUCAAGGCUGGCUUAGGCGGGGACAAGGAUCCAAUCGCUGUUGUCCCCAACUGCAUGGCCAAACCCCCUGUUGGCAAUGCCAAGAAAUGGCUUGUGGCUGAUCAGCUGCAGGCGGACGACGUCGACGCGACUGGCAUGACAGUGAAGCGUCCCAUUGAUCGUGAUUAUCUUAUCAAUACUGAGGUGCAGAGGGAGGUUUGGGAGCGGGUUGUACGCAGCUCGCUGCAGGUGGAUCCUAACAACUCAUCCUUGUUACUGGUGGAGCCCAUGUUCAACCCUCCAGCUCUGCAGCGUGCAACUGAGGAGCUGGUGUUUGAGGAAUUUGGUUUCAACUCUCUCCGCGUUGCAGAUGCUCCAUCCCUUGUCCACCUUUAUGAGGCUCGCCGCCAACCAACGCAUUUUCGUGCCCAAUGCAGCCUUGUUGUUGAGUGUGGCUUCUCUUUCACCCAUGCAUCCCCUGUGCUUCAGAACUGUACUCUCAAUUAUGGCGUGCGACGUAUAGACCUUGGCGGCGAGGCCCUGACAAACUAUCUCAAGGAGCUCGUCUCGUACCGUUCGCUUAAUGUCACGGAUGAAACUCUCCUCAUGGAUGAAACUCUUUUUGCACUUCAAAAUUUUCCACAACUCUACGUGGAUGUUCUUGCAUUGAUGGCAGCAGCAUCCUCAUCUCCCCUCUCAUCAGCAGAAGCUGAUGUGGCAGCAAUGUGCCCCUUGACAACCUUGAAGAACUUGCAGAGGACGAACUUCUCCGUGCGCUUGAGUGCGGUGUCCUUGAAGAUGUCAUCCCACGAGCCUGGCACAGGGUAG